Messenger RNA from Molossus molossus (Pallas's mastiff bat), 1002 nucleotides. RefSeq names its product coagulation factor XII (gene F12). Gene Ontology annotation, biological process: zymogen activation; blood coagulation. The record is from RefSeq and is a predicted model, not a curated record. Gene Ontology annotation, cellular component: rough endoplasmic reticulum. Gene Ontology annotation, molecular function: serine-type endopeptidase activity. NCBI's taxonomy places the organism in Eukaryota, Metazoa, Chordata, Mammalia, Chiroptera, Molossidae.
AUGUCCCAGUUCCCGUUUCAACCCCGGGGACUCCCUGGGUGCCAGGGCCUUCCCUUGCCCUCGCUUUCAGCAUUGCAGUAGCCUCAGAUCACGACCCAGACCCCGCCUCAAUCCUCCACCCCACAGGUAGCUGGGAAGGGGCAGGAAGACCAAGCAGAGAGGGCUCGGGGCGAGCUUCGUUCCAGUCACUAGUAGGUUUCCCUGUCUUCAGCCUCGCACGCAAUGCCCGAGCAGCAGACUCUCUUGACCAUGACUGGGCCUGGGAAACCGCUGUCCUCACUGAGCUGCGUUGUCGGGGGACUAGUGGCGCUGCCCGGCGCGCACCCCCACAUCUCCGCACUGUACUGGGGCCACAAUUUCUGUGCCGGCAACCUCAUCGCCCCUUGCUGGAUGCUGACCGCAGCUCAUGCCUGCAGAUUCGGCUACAGGCCGGCACCCGAGGAGCUGACUGUGGUGCUGGGCCAGGAUCGCCAUAACCAAAGCUGUGCACAGAGCCACGAGGCCUUUUCACCCAUUACCUACCAGCACGACCUGGCGCUGCUGCGUCUGCAAGAAAGCAAGGACCGCAGCUGCGCGCGCCCUUCGCCUUCCGUUGGACCCGUUUGCCUUCGGAGCAGCGCUGCACAGUCUGUCGAACCCAAGGCCGCUCUCUGCGAGGUAGUCUGCCGGGGCCAUCAAUUCGAGGGGGCAGAGGAAUAUUUCAGCUUUCGGCUGAAGGCGCACGUGCCUCUUAUCCCUAGGGAGAGCUGCUCCGCCCAGCAUAUGCACUGCACCGCCUUCGUCCCCGGCAUGCUCUGCGCUAGUUUCUCCGAGGGUGGCACCGAUGCGUGCCAGAGUGACUUCGGGGCUCCGCUGGUGUGUGAGGGUGAUGCUGAAGAGCUCCAGCUCAUCCUGUGAGUCAUCGUCAGCUGGGGCUUGGGUUGUGGCGCCUGCAACAAGCCGGGUGUGUACACGCCUGUGGCCAACUACUUGACUUGGAUCCGGCAGCACACCGAUUCCUGA